CUCACCGGCAUCGGGAGAAUCAGCUGAUCCAUCACAUGACAAACAAAGUCCGACUGGCAACAUGUCUGCGUCCCAGGGACCGUGGUUUUGGUUGGGGAAUGAAACCCUAAAAGUCCCCGCCGCGCUGUUUGCGCUAAACCGAAGGCGCUUGUGUGAAAGACUCCGAAACAACGAGGAUGUCCCGAAGGGAGCCUUCGUGGUCCUGCAAGGAGGAGAAGAGACCCAAAGAUACUGUACCGAUACUGGCGUCCUCUUCCGACAGGAGUCUUUUUUCCACUGGACGUUCGGCGUGACUGAGUCCGGCUGUUACGGAGCCAUUGAUGUGGACACGGGAAAAUCAAUACUCUUUGUGCCGAAGCUUCCAGAAAGCUAUGCCGUCUGGAUGGGGAAAAUUCACCCACCGGAGCAUUUCAAAGGAAAGUACGCGGUUGACGAAGUUCAGUACUCCUCUGACAUUGCCAGUGUUUUGAGUGCAAAGAAGCCAUCCAUGCUCCUUACUCUGCGCGGAGUUAAUACCGACAGCGGGAGUGUAUGCAGGGAAGCUUCGUUUGAAGGAAUUAGCCAAUUCACCGUCAACAACGUUCUCCUUCACCCCGAAAUUGUUGAAUGCCGCGUGUUUAAGACGGACAUGGAGCUGGAGGUGCUGAGAUACACAAACAGGAUUUCCAGCGAGGCUCACAAAGAGGUCAUGAAGGCAGCCAAAGUGAGCAUGAAGGAAUAUGAACUGGAAAGUGUUUUUCUGCACUAUUGCUACUCACGUGGAGGAAUGAGGCACACGUCCUACACAUGCAUCUGCGGCAGCGGUGACAACUCCUCUGUUCUUCAUUACGGGCACGCCGGGGCUCCCAACGACAAGACACUUCAAGACGGAGACAUGUGCCUGUUUGACAUGGGGGGCGAAUAUUACUGCUACAGCUCGGACAUCACCUGCUCCUUCCCGGCCAACGGCAAGUUCACCCCCGACCAGAGGGCCAUUUACGAAGCCGUGCUCAAGUCCUCGCGUGCCGUUAUGAAAGCCGUGAAACCUGGUGUCGCCUGGCCCGAUAUGCACCGCUUGGCCGACAGAGUCCACCUGGAAGAGCUCACUAAACUUGGCCUCCUCAAAGGCAACGUCGAUGACAUGCUGAAGGCCCACAUGGGCGCCGUGUUCAUGCCGCACGGCCUCGGACACUUCCUCGGGAUUGAUGUCCAUGAUGUUGGAGGAUACCCGGAGGGCGUGGAGCGCAUUGACCUGCCGGGGCUCAAAAGCCUCCGUACGGCCCGGACCCUGCAGGAGAGGAUGGUUCUCACCAUCGAGCCCGGCAUUUACUUCAUCGACCAUGUGCUGGAUCAGGCCUUGAAAGAUCCUGCCCAGUCCUGCUUCAUUAACAAUGAGGUCUUACAGCGCUUCCGAGGCUUCGGUGGGGUCCGCAUCGAGGACGACAUCGCGGUCACGUCGGGCGGCAUGGAGUUACUCACCUGCGUACCUCGCACCGUCGAGGAGAUCGAGGCUCACAUGGCGGGGGGCUCCGAGGGCGUCUGCAAGGCGUUCGACCGCGUGGUCCUCAGCGAGCCGCUCUAAACGGCGCAAAAGCUUCGCGGGGGAGCCAGCAAAAACCUCUCUGUGCCUUCGAUGUGAUUAUCGCUCCUAAUGAAAAACACGGGAAUCGCUUCUCCAAGACAAACACUCCGAUCUCAAACACCGCGCUGGCGUUUUAUUGUCUUUGUUUAAAAGAACUGAACCGUCAAUAAAAUAAAACAGAAACUCCAGUGUGUGUUAAAUGGAUACAAGAUGUUGCGUUAAACGAUCCAGAGCGCUGUUGGCAAUAAUCUCACGCUGUUGGUUUACAUUUAUAUCACAAGCUCAAUUAGCAAAUAAAUGCAUUUAAACAAUACAA
Molecule: messenger RNA, 1877 nt
Organism: Spea bombifrons (plains spadefoot toad)
Lineage: Eukaryota; Metazoa; Chordata; Amphibia; Anura; Pelobatidae
Gene: PEPD
Product: peptidase D
Exons: 15
Coding region: 62-1561 (499 amino acids)
Molecular function (GO): manganese ion binding; metalloaminopeptidase activity
Source: RefSeq, a predicted model, not a curated record